This is a messenger RNA of Aspergillus terreus NIH2624, 2181 nucleotides long. RefSeq lists its product as uncharacterized. Lineage: Eukaryota; Fungi; Ascomycota; Eurotiomycetes; Eurotiales; Aspergillaceae. The record is from RefSeq and is a predicted model, not a curated record. The transcript is spliced from 3 exons. Bases 1 to 2181 code for a protein of 726 amino acids.
AUGGCUGGGACAGACUCGAUGGAUUUCGACUUCAGAUUCCCCGCUCCCGGGCUCGAGAACAAUUCCAUGGCCAUUGACGAUGACAAUGUGAACAAUGCCACACCCCCACUGCUCGACGACAAUCCACGUCAGCGGUCUGUCUCUCCAACACGGGCCAGAAAGAAACAGAGGACCGUCGAGCAAUCUAAUCAACUCACGACCUCUUUAGUCCCCAUGGCACCAUCGACUGACACUGGGACUGACACUCCCACUCCUCCGCUGACAACUACCGCUGAUCUGCAGGCUCAAAUCCUCGGCCUGUUCCCGGACAUCUGCGCAGAUUAUGUGGCCCGAUUGAUUGAGCCCCUACGCAACUUCUUAUUCCAAAGCCAUGAUCAAUCGUUGACUUGGGCUCGGUUUAUCAUCGCUAAGGAGAGCAUCAUUGAGCAGAUCCUGAAUCAACAAUCAUAUCCAAGACAGAAGCGUAAGCGGGGUUCCGACACCGUGGAGUACAAGCGUAACGCGGAUCGCAAGAAAUACCUCAACCGUCCGAGAGUUGAAGACAGACUAUACCAGGAUCGAAUUUUAAAGAUACUAGAACAAGAGUUUCCACUUGUUCCUCACAACGCAAUCUGGAGUGUAAUCAAGGAAAAGAAGUCUCUAUACUUGGCGUAUCAGGAGCUGUUCACACAGGAACACAGCUUCGAACAGACUCAGCGGCCGUACGCUCGACUGGAGCAUACGAGGCUACCGUCAAUGGACAAGGAAUGGGAAGUUAUCCAAGCAUACGAAUACCGUUAUGGUGCGGAUGAUACUAUCGAGGAGUUGAAUGCCGCAAAGGAAGCGACUAGGCUCGAGGCCAAUGCCAUGCGUGAAAGAGCGGAUAAAGAACUGGCAGAAAGACUCAACGAGCAAGAACACGUCCAAUUGGGUAGGCUCGUAGAAUGCAAAUGCUGCUACCGCGAAGUUCCGUCAAACCGACACGUCGUCUGCGAUGGCGCCGACGCCCACGUCUUCUGCUUCACGUGCAUUCGCAAGUCUGCGGAGACCCAAAUCGGCCUAAUGAAGUAUGAGCUCCGCUGCAUGGAUGUAAGCGGCUGUGACGCGAACUUUGUCCGCCUGGAGCUUGAAAUGGCUCUUGGUUCAGAAUUGUUGGGCAAGCUGGAAGCUCUCCAGCAAGAUGAUGAGAUCCGCCGGGCGAACUUGACGGGCUUGGAGAGCUGUCCCUUCUGUGACUUCAAAGCGAUCUAUCCGCCCGUUGAGCAAAAUCGCGAAUUCCGCUGUCUCAAUCCGUCGUGCGAGAUCGUCAGCUGCCGUCUAUGUGACAUGGAGAGCCACCUCCCCCAAUCUUGCGAAGAGGCGCGGCAGAAAGUCCGCGGUCUAGAGGCACGACAUCAGGUCGAGGAGGCGAUGAGCAAGGCCUCCAUCCGAGUUUGUCCCAAAUGCAACGUGAAGAUCAUCAGGGAAUCCGGGUGCAACAGCAUGGUCUGCUCGAAGUGUGGAUGCAACAUGUGCUACCUGUGUCGGAAGGAGAUAAACGGCGAGGGAAAUCAUUUCGGUUCUCCAUCAGGAUGCCAAGGCAAUAAUGUUUCACCUCACGAGGUCACCGAGGCACAGGAAAGCACCAUCAAAAAGAUCCUCAAGGAAGAUUCCACCUUGAAAGAGGAGCACUUGCGGGUGUAUCCUUCAGACAACGGCCCUAAUUACAAUCCGCCAAACUAUCUGCUAAACGGCACUAAUAGGCUCAUCGCCCCUUUUUCUCCAGCCCUGCCACGAUACCCACCAUAUCAUGUUAACACUCUGUCCGCGAUGCAACAGCCUUGGGCGGCGGAUGGAUUGCGCCCGACAGAUCCUCCGCUUCCUCCGCUGGCCACACGUGGUCUUCAUCCUCCAGCUACUCCCCAAACUACCCCCUAUUCUGUGCAAAUCACGCCCCGGGAUCUCAACGUCGCAGGCUCUACCCCCGGGGGCACAGCCCCUGGGCCGAUGACGGUUCGGCCUGUGGUCUCCCUCCCAGUCAGGCCUCGGCCAGACUUGCCCUCGGGAAACAAUAACGCCUUUACUACUGCAUCCCAGCAAACGGCUUGGUCGAAUCCCACUCCUACCCCAGAUGGACCAGAAGGACUCGCUCUAGCGACACCAACCGGGGCACCUAGAGGCCCCGAGUCGCAGACACAGAUGCAGACAGGGCCGCAACAGUGA